Molecule: messenger RNA, 543 nt
Organism: Vitis riparia (riverbank grape)
Lineage: Eukaryota; Viridiplantae; Streptophyta; Magnoliopsida; Vitales; Vitaceae
Product: LOB domain-containing protein 22-like
Exons: 1
Coding region: 1-543 (180 amino acids)
Source: RefSeq, a predicted model, not a curated record
AUGAAAGUGAGCGAAAGCGAACCGUCCGCCGCCGCCGGCCGUCACGGUUCCCAAGCUUGCGCUGCAUGCAAGUAUCAACGUAGAAAAUGUAAACCCGACUGCCCAUUAGCCCCGUUUUUUCCUUCGCAUGAUAAGGAGAGAUUCGGUAACGUUCACAAGCUUUUUGGGGUGGCCAACGUCACCAAAAUCCUCCAAGAAAUUCCCCCCAGUUUCAGAGAAAUCGCCAUGAAAUGUAUUAUCUAUGAGUCUUCUGCGCGUGCAAUUGCACCAGUGGGUGGGCUGGGGGAGGUGGGUAUGGGUUUGGAGCGGUUGAUUGCAGUUCACAUGGCGGAAUUGGAGGCUGUUCGUGGGCAACUCGAGGCAUUUCGGGCCAUGGAGAGAGCGAAUGGGGAGGGUUGUGAUGCGUCGGCGCAGUGUGAAACGACGUCGUUUGUGGGUGGUGGACAGUCAAGUACGGACGAGUGUGAAGGUGUGAUGGAGGUCAGUGGUCAUGGAGGGCUGUCACUGCGCUUUAACUCCUCCAGGUUUGAGUUCUUUGUCUGA